Messenger RNA from Vigna umbellata (rice bean), 1310 nucleotides. Lineage: Eukaryota; Viridiplantae; Streptophyta; Magnoliopsida; Fabales; Fabaceae. The record is from RefSeq and is a predicted model, not a curated record.
AGAUCGAGUGAACACAGCACAACACAACACUGAACACAGAGAAUCAGCUCAGAGCAGAACAACAUAAUCCAGAAUGAGCACCGGCGCCGGACAAGUAGUGUGUGUUACCGGAGCUUCCGGUUACAUUGCUUCCUGGGUCGUUAAGUUUCUUCUCGAACGCGGCUACACCGUGAAGGCCACCGUUCGCGACACAAGUGAUCCCAAAAAGGUAGAUCAUUUGCUCAGCCUUGAUGGUGCGAAGGAGAGAUUGCAUCUCGUCAAGGCGAAUCUUCUAGAAGAAGGUUCCUUUGACUCUGCCGUUGAAGGUUGUCACGCUGUGUUUCACACUGCUUCUCCCUUUUUCGACGAUGCCAAGGACCCGCAGACUGAGUUGUUGGAUCCGGCUUUGAAGGGGACUCUGAAUGUUCUGAAAUCGUGCGUGAAUUCGCCGACGCUGAAACGCGUGGUUGUAACUUCUUCUAUUGCUGCAGUUUCAUUCAACGACAGGCCUAAAAACCCUGAUGUAGUGGUUGACGAGACUUGGUAUUCGGACCCAGAAUACUGUAAGAGAAAUGGGAUAUGGUAUAACCUCUCAAAGACUUUGGCCGAAGAUGCUGCCUGGAAAUUUGCAAAAGAGAACAAUAUUGACUUGGUUACAAUGAACCCUGCAUUGGUUGUUGGACCUCUCUUGCAACCAGUACUUAACACUAGUUCUGCUGCAGUUUUAAAUUUAAUUAAUGGUUCGCCUACAUUUAAAAAUGUAACUUUGGGAUGGGUGGACGUGAGAGAUGUUGCAAUUACCCAUGUUCUGGCAUAUGAGAAUGCUUCAGCUAAUGGAAGAUAUUUACUAGUUGAAAGAGUGGCACACUUCUCAGAUGUUGUGAAGAUUUUACAUGAUCUGUACCCAACAUUGCAACUUCCACAGAAAUGUGUCGAUGAUAGGCCAUAUGAUCCAAUAUUCCAGGUUUCGAAGGAAAAAGCAAAGAGCUUGGGGCUUGAAUUUACACCUUUGGAAGUGAGCAUCAAGGAUACUGUGGAAAGCUUGAAGGAAAAGGGGUUUAUCAAAUUUUAAGUUUUUACCCUUCAAGAAAGGUUGAAACCUUCUUUAGUUGUACACUUGGCUUCUUAUGUUCAUGCUUAUGAAUAAAUUUACUGUAAAAUAAGACUUAUAUCAGAACUGCUAAGUACUGAAAUAAGUUUUUCUUAGUGUGGUUUGUAAGAGUGACCAUUUAGUGUGUCCUGGUAAAGUUCGCAUUACAGAUUGUAUCCUCCUUAUACUAUAUAUAUUACUAGAAAAUGUCUGUUGCAACUAAUGCAUUAUAUUUGUAUCA